Messenger RNA from Syngnathus acus (greater pipefish), 2498 nucleotides. RefSeq names its product mucin-5AC-like. Bases 18 to 2498 code for a protein of 826 amino acids. The record is from RefSeq and is a predicted model, not a curated record. The transcript is spliced from 2 exons. NCBI's taxonomy places the organism in Eukaryota, Metazoa, Chordata, Actinopteri, Syngnathiformes, Syngnathidae.
AUUCAGCUCAGCCAACCAUGACUGCAGGAACCAGCACUGCGGCAGCAUUGGAAGACGAUAACUCGACCACACCUGGGAUUCUAACCAACACUAGCAGUGAGCUCAAUAUUACAGUUGUUUCCCACCAAUGUGGAACAACAACCAUGGAAAAUGAUUUGAGAACCGAAUCUAUCAUUUCCACAGACACGACAAAAACUACUUUGAAUAGAACAACGCCUGCAACAACUCAAGACCCAUUGAAAACAACCACAGUUACAAUCAGUAGAACCACACUUGCAACAACACAGACGUCCCAAAACACAACCAUAUCCACAAGUCCUGCAACAACCCUAACAUCCACGACUUCUGCACCCCAAAAGACACCCACAUCCACAGCUACUAACUCAGAAUGUUCAACGACAGCAAACAGACUCACGACUACAGCAGCUCCAGACAUAGCGAUGAUCGCAUCAGCAACCAAAAACAUUUCGAUGACAACCACUAUCACAACUACCAGUGUUGGUAUAGCUACACCUACCACAUCAAUCACAACCAUAACUAGCUCAACACAAAAUACCAAUACAAGCAUAUCGUUAACACCUAAGUCGAUGACUAGCAUCCCCGUGACUACCGCAACCCAAACCUCAUUAAACACAACCACACCCACAAAUAGUACAACACCAGGUACCAGAAGCAAAACCAUGACAACAACCCCAAACACAAUCAAAUCUACAAAUCCUGCAUCUACAAUGUCUAGGACUGGAAACACAAGUACAAACAUAGCAAGAGUUACUAGCGUGCCAAAAAGCACAGGUUCGUCAACCACAACAAACAAAUCCGUGACUGAAGUCACUCAGGACACUAGCAUGUCCUCAUCUGCAAGAGCUAAGACAUCUUUGAUUGACAUCACCACAGCCCCACAAAACUCAACUAUAUCCUCAACUAGCCCAAUGCCGAGUACAAUACCAACAACUCACACAAUGACUAGCGCAAAGCCAAUCCUCAAUACAAUCUUAGCCCAAACAGCUGAAAGCGCAUCUAUGACUACAGCAACCCAAAACCCAACAGCGGCUUCCAAAAGCCAGAGCUCAGCUGCAAGCGUAUCCCAAACAUCCGAAACAAUGACAAGAGCGCCUGUGACUACUGCUGCCCCAAGCCCAUUGAACACAACCAUUUCGACAACUAGUACAAUGCCAAGCACCUCAACGGAGACUAUGACAAUCACAACAAUGACGACCCGAACCCACAACAUAAAUUCAACGAUAUCACCUGAAGCAACAAGCAUACCUGUGAUUACCCAAAGCACAAAAAUAGCAACCACAACCGUUUCGACAUCGAGUGCAGUGCCAAGCGCAGCAUCUGCAACAGCAACAACAACCACGACCAUGCGAACAAGUCCUGCGACAGCACUGCCAUCCCAAAACACAACCUCUCCACCAACAUCAUUGACAGUGCCAAAAAGCGCUGAAUCUUCAAGCAUAACAAAGAGCCCCAUGACUGCAGUGAGUCCAAUCACGACUGAUUCCAAACCUGCAACAACAAACACAUCUAUGACAAGCAUCGCCACUACGCCACAAAACACAAAUAUUCCCACAACCGGCACAAUCCUGAGUGCUCCGAUAGCAACGACAACCAUGACCAAUCGCCAGAACACAAAUAUAACCAUGUCAUCAACAAGGACAAGCGUACCUAUGACCAUUGCAAGCCAACAGCCAUCAAACACAACAAUGUUUGCAAUGAGCGCAACAAAAACCACCACACUUGCAACAAGAAGCACAACAACUCCAAACACAAGCGUGUCCAAAAGCGCUGCGACGCCACUUAGCAUGUCAACGGAAACUUCUGACACAACCACGUCCACAUCUGGAACAAGUAACACAUUGGAAAUCACCAUCACGCCACAAGACAACAUUAAAUCUACACCUAACCCGAUUACAAUCUCAACAGCGUCAACUGUCACAACACCCCAAAACGUAAAUACAACCAUGUCCCUGACGCCUGAAACAGUGACAAGCAUACCUGCGAUUUCCAAAACUCAUACAAUGCCCAGCAGCACACCUGCAACAGCACAGACCAAUGUGAUCAUCACAACCUUCAACCAUACCAGAUCCACAAGUCCUGAUGGAGCAUCCCAAAGUCCAGCAACAUCUACAGCAACGACAGUGCCGAGCGGCGCACAAUCCUCAACUGUGGAAAACAGACCCCUGACUACACCUACUCCAGACACGAGCCUAUCCACACUUGAAAGAAGCACAAGCGUGGCCACGUCCAGCAACAUCUACAGCAACAACAGUGCCGAGCGCCGCACAAUCCUCAACCGUGGAAAACAGACCCCUGACUACACCUACUCCAGACACGAGCCUGUCCACACUUGGAAGAAGCACAAGCGUGGCCACGGUAACUCAAAGUGCAACCAAAUCCUCAACCAGAGCAAUCCCGAGCACUACAAUGGUAACGGCAAGCACAGCACUGGCCGCCACAGCCAAAAACGUAAAUACAACCAUGUCCCUGACGCCUGA